Messenger RNA from Funneliformis geosporum, 493 nucleotides. The record is from the annotation of a GenBank genome assembly. NCBI's taxonomy places the organism in Eukaryota, Fungi, Glomeromycota, Glomeromycetes, Glomerales, Glomeraceae.
UGAGGUAGAAGAUAAAUUAGUUAUCAAAAUCGACCAAAAUAGUGAUCAUGCUCCCAAAUUUUCUGUUGCAGAUGAUAUUUCAGAAGUAUAUGGCCUACCUGGGAUUCAUGAAUGUAUUAACGGCCAAAAACCUUUAAGAGUCAUGAUUGACAUAGAUGUUUCACAAGAAGAUAUGGAAACAACUGAUGUUAAGACGCAAGAAGUAUUUUUUCAAAUCUACUUAUCUUUUAUAAGAGCCUUGUAUCGAAUUCUUGAUUAUAGCUGGAAGAACAUUCUCAAUGGAUUAGUAAUCGCUACAUCAUCAGACUUUAGCAAGUGUAGUUAUCAUAUUUUAUAUGCAUUGGCUCUUCUUAUUGAUCAUCACAAACUCAAAGCAUUUAUUGAAUUAGUAUAUACUAUAACUGAAAAAAAUUCGGCAAGUUUAUCAAUUAAAAAUUACUUGGUUAAAAUUUUAACCUUUGUCUUAUUCGUUCAGCAAAAAAAGGUUGUAUAA